AUGGAGAAAGAGAGAGGCAGAGGAAUACGCACUUUAGAAAGGUGGAGGCUUAUACACGCAAGAGGCUCCCACGAGCUAUAUAAUUGCCAAUUUAAUGCUUUUCCCAUUUCGGAGAUCGUAACAGGUGAGUUUUUGCACCUUUUUAUCGUAAUGCAAAAACCUAGAGGUGAGAGGACGGUGACCACCACUGUUUUGGGGUAUACCCAUCACACUCUGCCCAGUGAUGAUGCUUACCACGUGUAG
This is a messenger RNA of Dovyalis caffra, 243 nucleotides long. The record is from the annotation of a GenBank genome assembly. NCBI's taxonomy places the organism in Eukaryota, Viridiplantae, Streptophyta, Magnoliopsida, Malpighiales, Salicaceae.